UGUUCUCUCUCCGUUACGUUUCGAACUCACCCCCACUUUGUGUGCAGCCAUUUUGAUUCGGUCUCUUUUGGCUUCGGCGGUUCCCGGACCAAUUGGUGCGCGCUGGAACGGGCGCCCGCAGCGGGGAUACAGCGACGAGAGGGUGCACCUUCAGUCGAGGCCUUUAUGUUGUUCACUUCUUGGGUUAUGCCAUGAAUUGUGAAGAGGAGGUUGUCGAGAAGGUAGUGCAGUCGUGGUCAAGACUGGCCUUAGCUGGACAAGCGACUUUUCUAGAGGCCUUGAAGGUGUUCAGCCCCAUGUCAAAAGAUCUUCUGGACACUGAGAGACAGCUGGUCUCCUUCCUGCAGGGACUCAAAGAUGAGGGACACAGACCCACUGUGCUGAAGAGCAAGGAUGUGUAUGGGUACAAAUCUUGCACAACAGAGCCUCUUGCUCCGGAGAAGGUACCUAAAAUUGUUGAAGUUCCCAGCAAAGUACUGAAGGUGCAGAAGAUUAAGAAACGCAGCCGGAAGCCUCUGGUGAAGAAAAAAGAAGCCGGCUGCACGCAGUUAACGACAGACGCCAAAGUCAUCAUAAAGAAUCAUCCCAAAGUCCUGCUGAGCAACCUUUCAGAAGAGUCCUGCCAAGAGACAGUGCUAUCCAAAGCUCCGCUGCUCACAGACAGACCUGCACAGUGUCUGAAACUGACCAAUAUCACAGGGCCGUCCGGUGGCCACACGGCACGGCUGCAGAUCCGCUCGGACCCGGCACCCCUGGGCAUCGCUGCGCCCAACUCUCACUUGCCAAGGGGACGGUCUGGGAUACCGGUACAACCGCUGGAGAGUGCAGGCAAGACACCUGAAGUGGUGGCUCUGGAGAACAGCAAGUUGUCCUCUCCAGCGAAGGUGGGAGUGGCCCUGAGUGGAGAUGUUGCUCUGGGGGUUUACGACACCGUCAAGGUUUUGAACAAGGGCCACAACGGCUACACUAUGGUUCCUCUGAGAAUAAGCAAAGCCAAUAGCACGCUAGACUGGAGGGACAGGGCUCGUGUCGCGGUGCAGGCCGGCACUGUCUGGGACAGAGACCAGGAGAACUCAAGACUGAUGGAGAACAGUCUAAGGUUUAAGGUGAUCAAGGUGGAUGGUUCUGCCACAGAUGAGGAGGUGAGGACAAAAGCCCAGAAGAUCUUACAAGUCAACUUGUCCCCUGUAAUACAGAUCACGCCACUCGUGGCAUACCCCGUGUGAACCAUAUUUGUUUUAAAGGAACUUCUGUACUCCUGCAGCAGCUCUUUUCACACUCUCUAGUCCUUUGAGUAUAUUUGGAUAUAGAUGCCUUGAGGACUAUUAAUGUUUAGAUAAAACCUGUUGGCCUCUUUCUCUCUCGUCUUUUUCAGUGAGUAAAAGGAUUCAAUUUUUUUUUUUUUUUAAUUAUAUAAGGAGUUUCUGCAAACGUAUUUUUCAGAAAACUUUAUCCAGUAUGGUGCGAAGUUUGAUUGUAAGCCCUAUCAAAUGCCAUGAGUCAGUCUAAAACAAUUUCAAAAAGCCGAGCCAUUUUGCUACGUAGUAUCCAUUGAAAUUAUUUUCUAAUUUAUGUUAACACAUUUGUUUUAACUUAACAACACAACAAGAAUUGUUUCUUAAUUUAACUUUAAAUUUCGUUAGGAAAUCUUUAGUCCCACCUUAGUCAAAUUAAAAAAUGGAUUUUCUGAAUGUAGUUACCCUUGUCUUCGGGUACUGGCCUUGUGUUUUAUCUUUAUUUUUUUUAAUAAAUAAAAGAGGGACAAGGAUGCUCAGAAAUUGUGAUAGUACCCGUGUUAAGUGCAUAUUUCAGUAUGGUUUACUUAUUUCACCAUGGUUUACUUUUGUAGGGUUAUAGAA
Messenger RNA from Scleropages formosus (Asian bonytongue), 1859 nucleotides. It is a transcript of the gene ccdc71, whose product is annotated as coiled-coil domain containing 71. The transcript is spliced from 2 exons. The record is from RefSeq and is a predicted model, not a curated record. Bases 192 to 1226 code for a protein of 344 amino acids. NCBI's taxonomy places the organism in Eukaryota, Metazoa, Chordata, Actinopteri, Osteoglossiformes, Osteoglossidae.